GCUCGGCUCGGCUCGGCUCUGCCGCGGGCGCUGCGGGCGCUGCCCGGCCCGGUCCGGCCGCACCAUGACCAUGAGCUCGGUGGCCGAGACCCUGCUGGGCACCGACCCCUCCAAAGCCGCGUUCCUGGAGCUCGGCCCCCCCCAGCAUUACCCCCUGCACGGCCUCCCCCCGGCCGGCCACCCCCAGCACGACCCCCCGCCCUUCUCCUCCUACGGCCGGCCCGGGCACUUCCCGUACCCCGGCGGGGCCCCCCCGCCGCCCCACGGGGGUCCCUACCUGCCCUACGCGCCCCCCGGCGCCCCGCACGCCCCGGCCCCCGGGGCCCGGCUGCAGGACACAGAGCCCGAGAAGCCCCUGGCCGUGUCCAACGGGGAGCUGCGGCUCGGCGGGAAGGGCAAGAAGCUGCGGAAGCCCCGGACCAUCUACUCGAGCCUGCAGCUGCAGGCGCUGAACCAGCGCUUCCAGCAGACCCAGUACCUGGCACUGCCCGAGCGCGCCGAGCUGGCGGCACAGCUGGGGCUCACCCAGACCCAGGUGAAGAUCUGGUUCCAGAACAAGCGCUCCAAGUACAAGAAGAUCAUGAAGCAGGUCCCGAGUGCCCCCGACGGGGAGCAGCCCCCCCACAGCACCCCCGCCGUGUCCCCCUGCUCCCCCAGCCUCCCCCCGCUCUGGGACCUCCCUGGGCCCGGGAAGGGGCCCCCGCUGGCCCCCGGGGGUUACAUCAACAGCUUCGGAGCCUGGUACCAGCCGCACCCGCAGGACGCCAUCCCCAGGACCCCCAUGAUGUGACACUGCCAGCGCUCCGGAGGGACACUGAGGGACACUGAGGGGGACGCUCUGCCGCUCUCCCCCGAGGGACUGGGAGCCCAGCGAAGCCCUGGGGGAUCCCAGCGAAUGGAGGAAGAGGAAGAAGAAGAGGAGGAGGAGGAAGGUGACAAGGAUCUGCAGGAACCCGAGGAUGUCCUGCUCUGUCACACUCCGCAGUGACCCAGCGCCCUGUGCGCCGUCCCUGUGGGACAGGACUCGGCCCCGGGUCCCCCAUUCAUGGACAGGGGGCGGGGGGACCCUAGGAGGGGCUGGGGAGUCCCCAGACCCCCGGCCUGGAUUAAUUUAUAAAUUCUGUCGGUUAUUGGUUUUGCUCCCGUCUAUAAAUCGGCUGAACAUGGA
Messenger RNA from Corvus hawaiiensis (hawaiian crow), 1168 nucleotides. RefSeq names its product distal-less homeobox 4 (gene DLX4). Gene Ontology annotation, molecular function: RNA polymerase II cis-regulatory region sequence-specific DNA binding; DNA-binding transcription factor activity, RNA polymerase II-specific. NCBI's taxonomy places the organism in Eukaryota, Metazoa, Chordata, Aves, Passeriformes, Corvidae. The record is from RefSeq and is a predicted model, not a curated record. Bases 65 to 790 code for a protein of 241 amino acids. The transcript has 3 exons. Gene Ontology annotation, biological process: embryo development; negative regulation of transcription by RNA polymerase II; cell differentiation.